AUGGGCUGGGCUUUGGGGACAAUGAUCGCAUGGCGCAAGGAGUGUUCAGAGGUAUGCCUUGCCACAAGGUCAUCUCUGGUCUUUCCACCACCUGCGCCUCAGUCGGUGUCUCCGCUGGAUUCCGACUACCCGGACCUUUCUAUGGUGCCGGCAUGCUACCAUGACCAUAAGGAGGUGUUUAAUAAAACCAGAGCCACUUCUCUGCCUCCACAUCGGGAGUAUGAUUGCGCCAUCGAUCUGCUCCGAGGAUCUUCUCCUCCAAGGGGAAGACUCUACUCCCUGUCUGCGCCUGAGACACAGUCGAUGAAGGAGUAUGUGACCUCCUCGUUGGCUGCAGGUCUGAUCCGACCACCAUCGUCUCCAGAGAAGGACAAGAAGAAGGACAAGAUCUUCGCCCCUACCAGAGCCAGAGUCCAGAGCUCACGGUCAGAUCCACAGCUGGUCUCAGGAGCGCUGAUAGAUGUGGCCAAACACCUGGGCAACCUGUCCUUCAGAGUCUGGGAGAAGAUGAAGGACAAGGUCCACUUCAGUCCUGUCAUUCUGGACCCAAACACUGCACAGCCCUUUCUCCAUCUGUCUGAUGAUCUGACCAGUGUGAGACGUGGAGACACAAAGCGGAAACUUCCUGACAAUCCAGAAAGAUCCACUAAGUAUUCAGAGGUUCUGGGAUCUGAGGGCUUCAGCUCAGGGAAACACAGCUGGGAUGUGGAGGUGGGAGACCAUCCUGAAUGGUUUGUAGGUUUGGUUAAAGAGUCAGUUGACAGGAACGGAGAGAUAUCUGCUUCUCCAGAAGAUGGAUUCUGGUGUUUAUUUCAUAACAAUGGAAAAUACACUAAUGGAGCUCGUAAGACUCUCAGAGUGAAGAAGAGUCUCCAGAGGAUCAGAGUCCAGCUGGACUAUGACAGGGGGGAGGUGUCCUUCUACAACCCUGAAGACAUGACUCACAUCUACACUCAGAGACACUUUCAAUGGGGAACUCUUCCCAUAUUUUAUUAUUGGAAAUGCUGGUGA
This is a messenger RNA of Cyclopterus lumpus (lumpfish), 1011 nucleotides long. RefSeq names its product erythroid membrane-associated protein-like. Gene Ontology annotation, molecular function: protein binding. The record is from RefSeq and is a predicted model, not a curated record. The transcript has 2 exons. Lineage: Eukaryota; Metazoa; Chordata; Actinopteri; Perciformes; Cyclopteridae. The coding region runs from base 1 to 1011 and encodes 336 amino acids.